This is a messenger RNA of Mustela erminea (ermine), 4616 nucleotides long. It is a transcript of the gene DYNC1LI2, whose product is annotated as dynein cytoplasmic 1 light intermediate chain 2. Lineage: Eukaryota; Metazoa; Chordata; Mammalia; Carnivora; Mustelidae. The transcript is spliced from 13 exons. Gene Ontology annotation, biological process: microtubule-based movement; microtubule cytoskeleton organization. Bases 267 to 1745 code for a protein of 492 amino acids. The record is from RefSeq and is a predicted model, not a curated record. Gene Ontology annotation, molecular function: dynein heavy chain binding. Gene Ontology annotation, cellular component: centrosome; cytoplasmic dynein complex.
CAGCCGCCGUCGCCUCUCUGCGCAUGGCUGUCCCGGCGGCCGCCUGACCGCCGCCCACCUUCCCCCACGGCCGCGGUCUCACAGUCCUGUGGGAGCUUGCGGACAUCGUGGGCCCGACGGGGCGCGGUGGGCGGCGUGGACCCUGCAGGGCGGGUGGCGUGAGGUGUGGCUCGGGGGGGCGGCGAGCUGCGGGCGGCCCGGCCAGGGUCCUCGCGGGUCCUCGGCGGGCCCGGGGGAGGGCCCUCUUUGUGGCUGCAGUUGGCAAGAUGGCGCCGGUGGGGGUGGAGAAGAAGCUGCUGCUGGGCCCGAACGGGCCCGCGGUGGCGGCCGCCGGCGACCUAACCAGUGAGGAGGAAGAGGGCCAGAGCCUAUGGUCCUCGAUCCUGAGCGAGGUGUCCACCCGCGCUAGGUCCAAGCUGCCGUCCGGCAAGAACAUCUUGGUCUUCGGUGAAGAUGGCUCUGGGAAAACAACCCUCAUGACUAAACUUCAAGGAGCUGAGCAUGGCAAAAAAGGAAGAGGCCUAGAGUAUCUCUACCUCAGCGUCCAUGAUGAGGACCGAGAUGAUCACACACGCUGCAAUGUGUGGAUUCUGGAUGGAGACCUAUACCACAAAGGCUUGCUGAAGUUUGCAGUUUCCGCUGAAUCCUUGCCAGAGACCUUGGUCAUUUUUGUCGCAGACAUGUCUAGGCCUUGGACCGUGAUGGAAUCUCUACAGAAAUGGGCUAGUGUUUUACGUGAGCACAUUGAUAAAAUGAAAAUUCCACCAGAAGAAAUGAGGGAACUGGAACGGAAGUUUGUGAAAGAUUUUCAAGACUAUGUUGAGCCUGAAGAAGGUUGUCAAGGUUCCCCACAGAGAAGAGGACCUUUGACAUCAGGUCCUGAUGAAGAAAAUGUUGCCUUGCCUCUUGGUGACAAUAUGCUGACUCAUAACCUGGGAAUCCCAGUGUUGGUGGUAUGCACAAAGUGUGAUGCGGUGAGUGUCCUGGAGAAGGAGCAUGAUUACAGGGACGAGCACUUUGACUUCAUCCAGUCACACCUACGGAGGUUCUGCCUCCAGUAUGGAGCAGCCUUGAUUUACACAUCAGUGAAGGAGGAGAAAAACCUCGACUUAUUGUAUAAGUACAUUGUUCAUAAAACGUAUGGCUUCCACUUUAUCACACCUGCCUUAGUUGUGGAAAAGGAUGCAGUUUUUAUACCUGCAGGUUGGGACAAUGAAAAGAAAAUAGCAAUUUUACAUGAAAAUUUCACAACUGUGAAGCCAGAAGAUGCAUAUGAAGAUUUUAUUGUGAAACCACCUGUGAGAAAGCUAGUCCAUGACAAAGAGUUGGCAGCGGAGGAUGAGCAGGUGUUCCUAAUGAAACAACAGUCACUCCUUGCCAAGCAGCCAGCCACGCCUACGAGAGCCUCUGAAUCCCCUGCAAGAGGACCCUCUGGCUCCCCAAGAACUCAGGGCCGGGGAGGGCCAGCCAGUGUACCUAGCGCCUCCCCAGGCACAUCAGUAAAGAAGCCGGACCCCAACAUCAAAAAUAAUGCCGCAAGUGAAGGUGUGUUGGCCAGCUUCUUCAACAGCCUGCUGAGUAAAAAAACAGGUUCUCCUGGCAGUCCUGGUGCUAGUGGUGUGCAGAGCACAGCCAAGAAGUCAGGACAAAAGACUGUGUUGACAAAUGUUCAGGAAGAACUGGAUAGAAUGACUCGAAAACCAGACUCCAUGGUAACAAACUCUUCAACAGAAAAUGAAGCCUGAUCCUCCUUAAAAAGUGCAUAUGUAAAAUGACCAAAUAACUAUGUAUAUUGAUCUGCUAAGACAAGGAUUUUUCUGAUAUGGCACAUGCUAUCAGUUUUUUGGGGCAGGGGAGAUGAACUUAAAAAAUACUUCAUUGACUCGUCCGAGUAUGAAAUGCACAUUUAGGAAGGUUACGUGUCAGACCCCUUUGUUAAGGAUAACCCUUGGACUCUCAGGCAUGCGGCUCUCCCGUGGGAAGCAAGUGCAGCUGGGCUUCUUGUGGAAGGGAAGGUCGAUGAGAGGAAGAAGGCCUGCUUUCUUUCAGGGUGGAGCAAAUGAGACCAGGAAAUCAUUGAUCAGAGGGUGCUUAGUCUGACCAGUUGCGUGUUAGCAAAUUCACUUGUUCUUGGGAAGCAGAUUAAGUAGCAGCAAAUCCAGGAAAGAGAAAGGCUGAAAGGAGGAAUGAGAGAAGUGAUGGUGGGGAAGCCGAAUGUUGAAGGAGAUGAGGAAGGCAGAGAUGAGCAGUGUGAGUAAAUACUGUGUGGUCAGUAGAAAGUCGAGUAAUCAUUUUUAAGGCUUAAAAUCAGAAACAUUUCCAGACUAAACACUAAGAAAAAUGGGAAUUAGACUUGUUCUGAAUGCAUCUUUAACUUAAAACAGAUGUGUAGAGUGUGGGGGUGCCUGAGUCAGGUGGAGUUGACACGGGUGGGGAAGAUGGCGGCUGCCUCACAGUCACGUGUGUGGCCCAGGCCAUGUCUUGUGGGACGUGCUGGGCUCCACGGGUUUGCAUCAGGGCAGACAGUCACUGUGGGGUGUGUUUAAAGUCAGCAGUUACAAAGUUAGUUUACUUUGAAUUGUUUUCUAAAUAGCUCCUGCUUUGUUUUUUAAAUUAAAAUAAAUUUUUUUAUACUACCACAGGCUGGCCUACUAAUAGAGAAUGGGUAACCAACCUCUCAUUUUACCAUAAUGCAAUGUGCUACGCAAAGUUUGAGGGAGGUUUGUAAUGUAAUUGCACUCUGAAUUGGCUUGCACCAAUCCCUGCCUUACGGUCUGUGGAAACCUUCAUGGAGUUCCAUUGAUGCAAAAGGGUCUUGUCCUAGCUCUCUGGUCUGAUUAGUGCUAUCAGAUGGACAAAUAAGUGUGAAUGUUUUAUAUUGAAAAUGGAAAUGAUACAUUUCUCUUGUUUGUGUUUUUCAUAAAGUGUAGCUUUUUUUUUUUUUUUUUUCCUUAUGGAAAUAAGUGUUUCAGUGUUUCCAUUUAGGGCAAAUUUCAUACACAUCUUCAUGUCAUACCACCAUUCUGGAAAUGAUUUCUGUGGAUUUGAAAUGGCACUUUUAAUUUUAUACGUGACAGAACAUUUGAAUGCAAACACUACCAUUAAUAUAAUGUAUAAAACAUUUGUUGUCAAACCAAGGGAAAAAAACCACAGUUCACUUAUGUGGAGUUUACUUUUUUUUAUAUGAAUGUUUGUUGUACUGUGUCUGAGCAUAACUUCCCUAAUGUCAUUACUUUUACAUACCACAUUUGACUGACCACUAACGUAGUACUGGGCAUAACUUAAUAUCCUGUGUUAUAUAACAAGACAAGACUCUAAGACUGUCUUGAAUUGCUUUUUUUGUAAAGGUCUGAACACUGUUAAGGAGAAAGCUGAGUAUUUAGUUGCCUUUCCGACAAACAGAAACAUGUUCCUUGUGCCAGUUUUAUUGUUAAAAAUACACUUUUUCACCCCUUUUUAAAUUCAGUUUUUGUUUUUAAAUGUAUUGUGGCUUCCGAUUACUAGAUCGUCCAGAUAAUGACAGUAAACUGACUGUAUAAAGAUAGCUGUGGUGUAGUGACCAAUAAAUACAGCUGUGGCCACACUGAUGAUGGGUCCCUUAACCCCUCUCUCCACAGCAGCUGGGGUGAGGGUGGGGGCAAAUGAGUGACCUCAGAAACAAGAAAGAAUUAUUAGAAAGGCACAUGCCCUCAGGGCAUACAGUAUGAUUUCAAAUUGUAAUGCAAAAUUUUCUUUAAAAAAAAUUUUUUUUGUCAUUUAAACUGAAAAGCACUUUUGUGUCAAUAUAAAAUGAUGAAAUGCUAAGACACCUGUCUUGUGAGGGAAGGUUUCUUGGAGAUCACUUUUAGUUUCUCAUGACAAGUGGAUGCUCCUAGUAACAAGACACUGGUGCGUGUAAUUUCAUGUGCUCAGUGGUUGCCAAAGUCUACCAACUUUGGGGAGCUGCAGGGUUCUUUUGGGGGGGAGGUGGGGAGAUAUUUUUUGUUAUUUCGGGGUUUUCAAGCAGUGGAACCAAAGGCCGAACAGUAAACAGCCUUUACUUUUUAAAGUAAAACUCAUUUUAUUUGCAGAAUACACUUGUAUGGUAGACUGUUAAAGACAAUUUUAUGACUAUUUAUAUAUAAUUAUACUGGUUACAUCUGCUGUUUGUCUUUAAAAUGGAAAAAUCAAAGAAAUAAGCCCAACCUUGAAGAUAUGGCCAUAAGGGCCAUGAAUUGGUCUUUCCUAAAAAUGCAACGGGUAUGCUGCUAGAAUUAUUUAAUUUUGUUUGCACUUUUUUUUUUUUUUUUGGAUUGGCAUUUUAAAAUCACUAUUUAAACUGAAGACUUUGUUGUUUUUUAUUAGUUUAACAAAGUUGAAAGUGACUGCUCUGUACAUCAUGACCUUAACAAUGUUGAUGCUGUAAGUGAAAGUUCACUGUCAUCUCUAUACUAAGUUUAUUGGUGUUUUUAACUUAAAAUUAGGACUGCAGAUUAUUCCCCCACCAGCCUUAGUCCAGGGGUGUGGCUCUAGCCGGAUGCAGUUAUGCAGUCAUGUGGAACCUUGCUUUCUAGUGCUGGAAGAGAAGAUGUCUCUAAUUACUGGCUUCAAUAAACACGAAUCCAGACUGCUUACAA